GUUAUGUGCAUAAAGAACGUAACAUUGUCAUUUUUUUGACAUUUGGUAACAUAACCUUAAAAUAGAAGAUUAUUUGUAUCUACGGGAAUUUCUCAUCUUUUGUAAAUAAAUUAGUUAAUGUAAUGGGAGUAUCGCGAAAGUUUCUCAACUGGUACGCCAAACUGGCACCUGCUCGCGGUUAUGUUCCUCCACCAUAUGAACACGUAGUACAAAUAGGAGAUCCAAGAUUACGUAAAAUUUCAGAGACUGUACCUCUAGAUAAAAUUAAAACCAAGGAAAUCCAAACAGUAAUACAGAAACUAGAAUAUGUCCUCUAUAAGUACGGUAGUGUUGGAAUGUCUGCGCCCCAGAUAGGAGUGAACUUAAGGAUAAUUGCAAUGAGACACACCUCAAAACAAAUUUCACAAACUGCCAAAGAAUCUGCUUUACAUAGAGGGAUGACGGAGGUUCCUUUUACUGUAUUUAUAAACCCGCAGUUGAAAGUGGUUGACUACAAGAAAGUAAUCCACACUGAGGGUUGUGAAAGCAUUCGAGGAUUCUCUGCUGAUGUGCCGCGUUACAAAGAAGUACAAUUAACAGGGUUGAACCAACAAGGAGAAACAACAUCAAGGACCUUUAAGGACUGGGCAGCGAGGAUAGCCCAGCAUGAAAUGGACCAUCUAGAUGGCAAGCUGUAUACCGAUAUUAUGGAUAGAAAGUCUCUGUCUUGCACCUGUUGGGAGGAAGUCAACCUGUCCCAAGGAAGAGUGGUUUUACCAUUCACUCCUGAAUGAAUGAGUUAGAAAUCUUGAAUAGCAUGAAGAUUUUUAUACCCUUUAAAAUGUAGCAUGGUUAAUGUAGCUGAAUGACGGCAGGAUAAAAGAUAUAAUGCCUAAUGCAAAAAAGACAAGAUACUGUCUCUUUCGCACUAACAGUGUAGAGCUUAGUACGAAAGAGAUGAGAUAUAUGUUGACAUGAUAAUUGUGUCACUUUAAUCAGGCUAAGAGUUUAAUAUAUGUACAGACAGACAACAAUAUAUAAAUACUGUACUGUGUCUCUUAAAAAUAACUACCCCUGAACAGCAUGGUGUAGUGCUGUAAUGGUGUUCUGUUGUAGAGUGAUGAUUUGAUCAUCAUUAAACACUGUAAACUAUGAGGCUGGCUGGUAUAAACACCAAGAGUGGCUCAAGCCUCGAAAAAAAAUUAGAUUAAAAAAAAAGUUUUGGUGCGUGGCCAAUAUCCAUUUACUGUCUCUUGCACACUAGGCUAUAAUUGAUAUUUUGUCCUGCUUUAAAUUCACCUAGCUAUAUUUAUCUGAGUAUAAAUAGGUAUAUUUUUACGGAAAACAAAUGAACCUAUCUUAUGCAUUUUGUAAAUAAAACAGUCAACUAUAAUUUUAA
Molecule: messenger RNA, 1378 nt
Organism: Pectinophora gossypiella (pink bollworm)
Lineage: Eukaryota; Metazoa; Arthropoda; Insecta; Lepidoptera; Gelechiidae
Product: peptide deformylase, mitochondrial-like
Exons: 3
Coding region: 123-773 (216 amino acids)
Biological process (GO): N-terminal protein amino acid modification; peptidyl-methionine modification
Cellular component (GO): mitochondrion
Molecular function (GO): peptide deformylase activity
Source: RefSeq, a predicted model, not a curated record